AGCAUCCCAGCAUCACAGUCAGUCAAGUGUAUGCAUGCUCCAGUGAUGAAGGCCCUACUGUUCCUCCUCUUCCUCACCGUGAUGUCUUCCUGUGUCCUGGCGAAGACUCUGGAGUUCUUCAUCGCAGCAGUGGAAACUAAAUGGGACUAUGUGUUUACUGACAACACAGAUCCUACCGCAAACCAGAGGACAUUUACAUCUGGUGUCCAGAAAUACAUCAAGGCUGUUUAUACGGAAUUCACUGAUGCCACCUUUACAACACCAAAGUCAAAACCUCCAUGGGCCGGUAUACAGGGUCCGACCAUCAGAGCAGAGGUGAAUGACAUAGUCGUGAUCCAUUUCAAAAACUUUGCUUCAAAGGCUUUCAGUAUUUCCCCCAUUGGCAUUCCGUACUGGAAACAAUCGGAAGGUGCGGGUUAUGAGGACUCUAGCUCGGUUCAGGAGAGGGCGGAUGAUUCGGUGCUUCCUGGUGGCUACUACAAGUACGUGUGGGACAUUUCCCCCAACUCUGGACCAACUACAUCAGACCCGGACUGUCUCACCUACAUGUACUCAUCACAGGUGGACGUCGUCAGAGACUUCAACAGCGGACUCAUCGGGGCCCUCCUGAUCUGUAAUGCAGAUGCUCUGACUGAGGAGAGACAGCGGAAGGUUCCGGAGUUCAUUCUGCUAUUUGCUGUAUUUGAUGAAAAUAAGAGCUGGUAUCGGGGGGUGGGCCAAUCAGACAAACCAAAGAAAACCUUCAGCACAACCCAGUACCACACCAUCAACGGAUACAUCAACUCAACCCUACCAGGUUUAACCGUGUGUCAAAAGAGCUCUGUGGUGUCAUGGCAUCUUAUUGGUCUCGGCUCCACCCCAGAGAUCCACAGCAUCCAGUUUGAAGGUCACACCCUAAAGAUAAUGGACCAUUUAAGGGUCACUGUGGAGAUGACCCCAAUGACCUUUACUACAGCCCUGAUGAAGCCAUCUGCUGCUGGAAGAUUUCUGAUCUCUUGUAAGAUCCACUCGCAUCAGACAGCUGGUAUGAAUGCAUUCUUCACUAUUGGAAAUUGCCAUGAACCUGUGGUGGCCCCAAGCCCUGAAAAACGAAAUGUAAAACAUUCUGACGAUGAUGAGGAGGAUGAUGAAGACAACAUGUUCUCAAGCAUCAUCCUCAUGCCAGGAGGUCCUGUAUCAGUGCUCCGCUCCAGCGCCAAGGGGCGACCCAAAAUCUGGAUCCACUACAUCAGUGCAGAGGAGAUUGUCUGGGACUACUCAUCUCAGAUCAGUGACCGGCCUUCACCAUCAUCUGCAUCAUCUUCUGAGUGGUUCAGGAAAGGUCCUCAGCGUUUGGGUGGGGUGUAUAAGAAGGUGGCAUUUGUGGAGUACACAGACAAGACCUUCACUGAGAAGAAGACCACCGGCCGGAUGCUGAUUGGCCCAGAGCUAAGAGGGGAGGUGGGAGAUAAGUUUCAGAUCAUUUUUAAAAAUAAGGCCAGUCGACCAUUUAACAUUUAUCCAAAUGGUCUCACCAGUGUUCAGCCUAUGAAGAAAACAGAAAAAGACAAGCCGGUCGAUCUCCGUUCUUUGGCCGUUCCUCCAGGGGAGAUCAUGAUGUACCUCUGGAAGCUCACAGCAGAAGAUGGACCCACUGAAUCUGACCCACGAUGCCUUACUCGCUUAUACCAGAGUACGGUGGAUCCCGUUCGGGAUGUGGCGACUGGACUUGUGGGACCUCUGAUCAUCUGCAAAUAUCAGUCUCUGGACAAGAGAGGCAAAGUGUUAACUUCAGAUAAAGAGAAGAAACUGCUGUUUACAGUGUUUGAUGAAAACAUAAGCUGGUACUUCGAGGAGAACAUUAAAAGAAACAGUGAAGAUCCAGCCAAGAUUGACUACAAUUCAGAGUUCUACAAUUCCAAUGUCAUGCACACUGUUAACGGCUUCAUGUUCAACCAGCUACAGUUUAGGAUGUGUGUUGGUGAUGUCAUACUCUGGCAUGUCGCCAGCAUAGGCAUUCAAAGCAACUUCCUGUCAGUGUACUUCACAGGCAACAUAUUUGAGAGGGAUAAAACAUACGGCACUGUCCUGACUCUCUUCCCAAUGACUGGAGACACGGUGACCACAGAAGUGGAGAUGCUAGGUGAAUGGGAGGUCAGCCCAUUUGACCCCUCCCUGAAAAAGCGAGGCAUGAGUGUUCGCUACACUGUUGUUAACUGCGAAAGAGUUCACUCCUUAGUGGACAGUGACGAUUACGAUUAUGAUUUCAUGGAUUUAAUCGAAAACAACUUCCCAAUUCCACGAGGCACAAAGGAAAAGGACCGCGCUAUCGCAAUUCGUGUUUGCAGGAACAGGACGUUGACAGAUUCUGCAAUUGGACAGGUCAACAUCGGCAGUACCUCAGACAAUGAGAGACAAAACAGAACCCCUGUGUGUGAGAUAAGAUAUAUUCUGGUGAAGCAGGAAAACGGUCUGGACGCAUUAUCGCAGGGCGGUAUUCCACAGGAUAUUUUGGAUCAACUGGACAGGGAAAUGGACGGAAAGUCUUUGGAACGUCAGAGAGAGUCCCACUUCAUCUCUGGGGCUUACAGAAGAAAGCCAGAGUUACUUAAUCUAAUUGUUCCUGAGACUGACCCUACAAGUACAAAAAGUACCACGGAUCACAUGGAAACGACAGACAAAGCAGAAAGAUACCAAGAGUCGGAUGCAGAUAAACACAAUAAAACAAGUCCAAUCUCCAACUCAACAAAUGACCUAUUUAGGAAAGUCUUUCUGCGAGAUAAAAACAUGUCUAAUAACCUCAGUCAACUUUUACGGGAUUCUCGUGAUGGGUCAGGUGUCACAGCAGAGAAGCAGACUGAUUUGAAAGUAAGGAAUCGAAGGGAGAUGUUUAGUGUCACCAAGGACAACAAAGCGGAUGGGAAAGUUACUAAAGUUCUUAGCAGCAAUGAAGUUCUAGUAGACACGGGAAGUUCUGAUGGAAAGAUGGAAAAGAUGGAAGCACUUAGCUAUAAUUAUAAAGAUCCAAAGAAGUUCCGACCAGACUUUGAAGUUAUGGAUCCCCUUUCCAUUUCCAAUUCCUCAUAUAAUCAGAUGCAUGGCAAACGAUUGUCAAAUGACUAUGAUGAUUACGGUAAUGAGAGAAGUGUUGUCGGUACGGAUCACCUUUCUGAUGACAAUUUCGACAUCAGAUCCACAAGGUCACAGUUCCGAAGUUAUUACAUCGCUGCAGAGGAAAUCAUGUGGAAUUAUGGGAUUACUAAACCAGCUCAGCUCAUUAAACCAGGGGAGAUGCGCAGAGGAAUGAGGUCAUUUUUCCCAGCCUAUAGGAAAGUGGUUUUCAGAGCCUAUCAAGACAGAGACUUCAAGUAUCCCAUCAAACGAGGGGAACUGGACGAGUAUCUCGGCAUUAUGGGUCCUGUGUUGAAGGCAGAGAUUAACGAUGUCCUAACUGUGGUUUUCAAAAACCUGGCAUCCAGACUGUUCUCCUUCCACUUGCAAGGGGUGUAUGAUAAGACCCAGGGUAGUUUUGCUCCUGGGAUGGGCCCAGAAAGCUACACGGAUGAGGUACCAGGUGAUCCAGUCCCACCGGGGGAGGAGAGGGUGUAUAACUGGAGAAUCUCCAAACGACAAGGUCCUUCAGCAUCAGAGUUUGAUUGUAAGGCUGGAGCCUAUUACUCCAAUGUCAACAUGGAGAAGGACACGAACUCUGGUCUCAUCGGUCCUGUGCUGAUAUGUCGUCCCGGUACCCUCCAUCCACAUGAGUUACUUCAGCCUCAAAUGUUGGAUUUCUUCCUUCUCUUCACCACCUUUGAUGAAAGGAAGAGUUGGCACAUGGACUACAACAUCAGGAAGUUUUGCACCCCACCCUGCCAAGUCAAAGUAGAUGAUCCGUGGUUUGAGAUUAGCAACAAGUUUGCUGCGAUUAACGGCUAUGUGGCAGAGACUCUUCCCGGCCUGAUGGUUAAACGGUAUCAGACGGCUCGCUGGCAUCUCCUCAACGUUGGGAGUCAAGGCGAGUUUCAUGCUGUACACUUCCACGGACUGCCGUUCAGUGUCGGAAAAGACCAGGAACACCGCAUGGGAAUCUUCAAUCUCUAUCCUGGUGUGUUCGCGACAGUGCAGAUAAGGCCAGUCAUAGUGGGCACCUGGUUAAUAGAGUGCACUAUAGGAGAACAUCAACUGGCUGGCAUGAGAGCCAAACUACUGGUCUAUGACCCCCGGUGUGUUCAGCCGUUAGGAAUGCAAUCAGGAUGGAUUAGCAAUAAUCAAAUAACAGCCUCUGAUCAAUAUGGGGACUGGAAGCCCAGUUUAGCUCGACUGGGGUUAUCGGGAUCUGUUAAUGCCUGGAUGGGCAUCAGCACAAACUCUUGGCUCCAGGUGGAUUUGUUAAAGCCCAUGAUCCUUCAUGGGAUUCAGACUCAAGGUGCGAAGACCUCGAUGGGUAUGAGCGAGUCCUUCACUGUAUUGUACAGCAUCAGUUACAGCAAAGACCAGGAGAACUGGACCACCUACAGAGGAAACAGCACCAAAUCGACUUACACCUUCAAUGGAAACAUGGACGCUUCCAAAAUUAAAGAAAACGUUUUUUCUCCGCCCAUUGUGGGGCGUUAUAUCCGGAUUCAUCCGCUGACCUUUCCAAAGCAGCCCACCCUGAGGAUCGAACUUCUGGGGUGUGACCUAAACAGUUGUACUUUGCCAUUGGGAAUGCAGCGCGGGUGGAUUCCCAGCAGCAAUAUCAGCGCAUCUUCGUUCCUGAACAAGUGGUUACUCUCGUGGAGUCCAGACCUUGCUCGGCUCCACCAGAAAGGGCGUGCAAAUGCAUGGAGACCCAAGACCAGUAACCCUCAUGAGUGGUUACAGGUGGAAUUUGCAUCCAUGAAGCGAGUGACCGGUGUGGUGACGCAGGGCGCUCAUUCUGUGCUCAAACAGAUAAUGGUCACUGAAUUUACCGUCUCCGUAAGCAACAAUGGCCACACAUGGACCACUGUGAAGGAAAAAGACUCAGAUCAAGAGAAGAUAUUUGAAGGAAACGGAGAACCUGACGAGGAACUGCUGAACGAGUUUGAUCCUCCCCUGUUCACCCGCUUUAUACGGAUUCACCCUAAAGGCUGGGUCAACGACAUCGCCCUGCGGGUGGAGUUUUUGGGGUGUGAUACUCAACCAACAGUUUGAGAGAGAAAUAGAGAGUUAUUGUACGUAAACAAAGAGAGAGAGAGAGAGAGAUACUGUAUGUUUUUAACACUAGCAUUAAGUCCUUCUACCUAAGUGUACAACAUAUUUAAAAACACACAGCUUUUUCCGAACCCUCGUGAGCUGCGUUGCUACUCUCAACUUCGGCAACUACCUUCUAAGGCAGCAUCCUAACCAAAAUGAAACUUCAUAACUAACUAAAUUCAUUAGCCACUCCAUUAAUUCCAAUAGAAUCUGAUGCUAGCAUAAUGCUAAGCUAACAUAGCCACUCCAUUAAUUCCAAUAGAGUCUGAUGCUAGCAUAAUGCUAAGCUAACAUAGCCACUCUGUUAAUUCCAAUAGAGUCUGAUGCUAGAAUAAUGCUAAGCUAACAUAGCCACUCCAUUAAUUCCAAUAGAGUGUGAUGCUAGAAUAAUGUUAAGCUAAUAUAGCCACUCCAUUAAUUCCAAUAGAGUCUGAUGCUAGCAUAAUGCUAAGCUAACAUAGCCACUCCAUUAAUUCCAAUAGAGUCUGAUACUAGCAUAAUGCUAAGCUAACAUAGCAACUCCAUUAAUUCCAAUAGAGUCUGAUGCUAAAAUAAUGCUAAGCUAACAUAGCCACUCGAUUAAUUCCAAUAGAGUCUGAUGCUAGCAUAAUGCUAAGCUAACAUAGCAACUCCAUUAAUUCCAAUACAGUCUGAUGCUAGCAUAAUGCUAAGCUAACAUCUAACGGAUACUCUAAUAAGCACUAAAAACCACACAAAUAUUGGGUGAAAUACUCAAUUUUCAAUUGAAUUUGAACUAUUAUUUUUAGUCUAUAAUUUUAAUAAUCUACGUUUCCCUCAACAUUUUGCCUUCUCCAUGAAUGACACAUACAAUGUUGUCUUAGCAUUAGGCUAAAAUUUGAUAUCUCUUAAAGCAGCAGUGUUUUGUUGCUUACAAGGUGCAAGACGUUUGCACCCAUGAUGCCUAAUUAUGCCGUCUUGGUAGGCGGCUCACUUGGGUUUGGAACGGUUUGGAACAAGUCGUCAAGUCAUUUCUAUUUUUAUAGCGCUUUUCACAACACACAUCGUUUCAGAGGAGCUUUACAGUAAAUGAUGCUGUAACAGAAAAAACACUACAAAGGCUUUUGUUAUGAUCUGUAAAACAUGAUGAUAUGAUUAUUUAAGUGUUGCUUAAAAACCUGUUAUGUUGUUAGUUAUUAGAGAUAUAACGUUUUAAGAUAUUAGUGUUAUUCUGAUCAAUUUGCUGCUCAUUUAAUUAAACUAUGCACACUGUUAGCUUUUGAGACAUUAGUUUGCUGAAGCCAAUAUAUAUGUUUCUAGUGAAUGUACACUUGCAUAUCAGUAGAGGUUUUCCACCUCAUUGACGAUGGCUUUUAUGGAAAUUAGCCGUUUGUGUACUGGUCUGCAUUAACUACUGAAUCGGUCAUAUGCUGUAUUUUUGUAUUUUGCACUGUGAAAGUUUUACUAUUUACUAUGAUGAGACUAUUUUAUACAAUAUUUAAAGUGUUGAAUUGAGUCAAUAAAAGACUAUAAAACUCAA
Molecule: messenger RNA, 6694 nt
Organism: Xyrauchen texanus (razorback sucker)
Lineage: Eukaryota; Metazoa; Chordata; Actinopteri; Cypriniformes; Catostomidae
Product: coagulation factor VIII-like
Exons: 25
Coding region: 31-5154 (1707 amino acids)
Molecular function (GO): oxidoreductase activity; copper ion binding
Source: RefSeq, a predicted model, not a curated record